Messenger RNA from Eruca vesicaria subsp. sativa (arugula), 3138 nucleotides. Lineage: Eukaryota; Viridiplantae; Streptophyta; Magnoliopsida; Brassicales; Brassicaceae. The record is from the annotation of a GenBank genome assembly.
AAUAUACAUAAAAAUACAAAAACUUUCUCGUGCCCCCUCCCUCUUCUUGUUGAUUUUUACAUUUUGUUAUUACAGCUUUUGUCAACAUAUUUGUUAAUCAACUUGUGUCUCUCUUUUUCUCGUCUUCUUGAAUUUAUAAAACCACUUUUCAAGACUCUAAAUAACAACUUUUCUAGACUUUUUCUUCUCUCCAAGAAGUGUAAAAGCGUAGUUAUUGUACUGAUUUUAAUGUUUUUUCUUUCCACCUUUACUAUUAUCAUCUUCUCCGACAUAAUCUGUGUGUCCUAAAGAUAUCUUGAUUACCCAUUUGCCUCUCCGUUCUUUAAACUCUCUUCAAAGAUCCAUUUGUCACCUCCUCUGUUCAUCGUUGGCUAUGAUAAGCCUAAAGUUCUCAACUUUAUGUGUUUUAACUGUCCUCUGUUUUUCACGGGUCUCCUCUGUUUCCUCCUCCACUUUCUUCAUCAACUGUGGCUCGCCGGAGAAUGCAACAGUCAACAACCGAACCUUCGUAUCCGACGACAACCUCGGCCAAGAAAUCAACCUUUCCUCAGGAGGAGUCUCCGUCACAACCACGGACUCAAACUCCCUUCCUCCAGGAACAGAGUCGGCUCUGUUUCAAACUGCUCGAGUAUUCUCAGAAGAAUCAACUUACCGAUUCACGAUCAACCAACACGGAUGGUUCUUAAUCCGUCUCUACUUCCUACCCUUCGCUUCAUCUUCUCAAGAUCUAACCAAAUCAAGAUUCUCUGUUUCAGCUCAGAACUUCACUCUGUUCAAACACAACAAACCUUCAACGACCUCUGUUAUCAAAGAAUACAGUUUAAACAUCUCAACAAACACUCUCUCUCUCGUCUUCCGUCCUGAAACUGGCUCCUUCGCCUUCAUCAACGCCUUGGAAGUCUUCAAGCUUCCAGAGAAUCUCCUACCUCGAGAGGCAGGACUCAUUAGUACAACAAAGAGUCACAAGCUUAGCGCUCACGCCAUGGAGACGGUCUCUCGGAUCAACAUGGGGAACUUAAGCGUCUCUCGUGGUCAAGACAAGCUAUGGAGGCAAUGGGAUGCUGACGCUAGCUACAUGGGAGGACCUCAUGGCUUCCCUGUGGUGAACCUCAAGGCUGUUAACUUCAGCGCUGGCAACAUAACAGAGGACAUUGCGCCAGUUUAUGUCUAUGGAUCCGCCACGAGGUUGAACGCUGAUAAUGAUCCAACCAAUAACGCUAAUCUAACGUGGACGUUCAACGUGGACCCUGGUUUUGAUUACUUUCUAAGGUUCCAUUUCUGUAACAUCAUAGUGGAUCCUUUAGGGAUCGAGCGUGAGAUAAGCUUUGACAUAUAUGUGAACUCGGAGAGAGUUGAGUCCAUUGAUAUGUCGGCAGCGGUUGCUAAUGAGACCUUUGGAGCUCCUUCUUUCUUUGAUGCAGUGAUGAGGAAGGAGAAUGAAGAGUCAUUGAAUCUUUCUAUAGGUGGAGUUCAGAAUCUUUACCCUGUUUCUUUCAUUAAUGGGUUUGAGAUUAUGAAGCUGAGCAAUGAUAAGAGGAGUCUUGAUGCCUCUGAUUCUGUUUUUCGGGCGCGUAAAAAGAGUUUGAAACUGAGUAUUGGGUUGAUAGCUGGAGUAUCUGCAGCUCUGUUUGUUGCUUUAGUGUUUGGUGUGGUAGUAAUUUCUUUGUGCAUAAGGAGAAGAAGAAAAAUACAGACUAGAGAUGAUGAGCUUAAGCAGAUUGAAACAGGUGAGAGUUUGAUAUUUUCGAGCUCGAAAAUCGGUUAUCGAUACCCUUUGGCUUUGAUCAAAGAAGCAACUGAUGACUUCAGUGAGAGCUUAGUGAUUGGAGUUGGUGGGUUUGGUAAAGUCUACAAAGGUGUUUUGAGGGACAAGACUGAGAUAGCUGUGAAGCGUGCUGCUCCAAAAUCUCGCCAAGGUUUAGCAGAGUUCAAGACAGAGAUUGAGAUGUUGUCUCAGUUCAGACACAGGCAUUUGGUGUCUUUGAUUGGGUAUUGUGAUGAGAACAGUGAGAUGAUCAUUGUGUAUGAGUAUAUGGAAAAGGGAACUCUUAAGGAUCAUUUAUAUGACUCAGAGAACCAAAGAUUGAGCUGGAGGCAGAGGCUUGAGAUAUGUGUUGGUGCAGCUAGAGGGCUACACUAUCUCCACACAGGCUCCACAAGAGCAGUCAUACACAGGGAUGUGAAGUCAGCCAACAUUUUAUUAGAUGAGAACUUCAUGGCCAAAGUUGCAGAUUUUGGAUUGUCUAAAACUGGUCCUGAUCUAGACCAGACACAUGUGAGUACCGCGGUUAAAGGAAGCUUUGGUUAUCUUGAUCCAGAGUAUUUGACAAGACAACAAUUGACUGAGAAGUCAGAUGUUUACUCUUUUGGUGUGGUGAUGCUUGAAGUACUAUGUGGGAGACCAGUCAUUGAUCCAUCUCUUCCAAGAGAGAAAGUGAAUUUGAUCGAAUGGGCGAUGAAGUUGGUGAAGAAAGGAAAGAUGGAAGAGAUCAUAGACCCUUUUCUUGAUGGGAAAGUGAAGCUUGAAGAGGUGAAGAAGUACUGUGAGUUAACAGAGAAGUGUUUGGCUCAAAAUGGAGUUGAGAGACCAACAAUGGGAGACUUGUUGUGGAACCUAGAGUUCUUGCUUCAGGUCCAAGCAAAAGAUGAGAAAGCAGCAGUGGUGGAUGAUGGUCCUGAGGCUAGUGUUGUGGGGUCAACGGUGCAGUUUAGUGUGAAUGGAAUGGGAGAUAUGGCAGGGGUAUCUAUGAGUAAAGUUUUUGCGCGAAUGGUGGUGGGAGAAGAAACGAGAGAAAGAGAUUGAUCUGUGAAGAAGAGUAAUCUAAGUUACUGUAGAGUGUUGUUUGAACAGGAGGGACAAGGAGAGAACACAACUACUUCUUUAUGCAUUGUUUGUUUGUAUACGCUGCAAAAUCGUAAACAUAUUAUUGCUAUUCUUUUCAAAUCUUUAUUUGCGUUUAUACUUUCUGUGUUUUGUUGCCUGCGUAAGGUGGCAUGAUAGCUUUUUGGUUUAUGGCUAAAGAUGUAGUAAAUUCACUAUUAGCCACUUCCAUCUUGGUCGAGUGUUUUACUCGUAGAGGACUUGCGGGUGUUUUCUCACCAAAAGACAUGCUCAUAUAUACUAUGUCCCUGUGGAAC